AUGAUUUUUGAGACUUUACAUCGCUUGCACAGUAAAGCUGAUCGGCUCUUGAUGUACCCGUUGAGUUUUUCGGCUGAUGAGAAUGAAAACGGGACGGAGAGCCGAUUACUUCGCAAAGCCCGGGAUGAAUAUAAUGUGAAGCUAGUGCCUGUACGCGUCCAAACGGGAAACAGAGAAGACCCUACGUGGUCGAAAAGCUUUACAAAACUCCUCGCUUUUAAUCAGACGCAAUAUAGUCGCGUUCUUAGCUUAGACUCGGAUGUUACCAUGUUACAACAUAUGGACGAAUUGUUCUUUUUGCCUCCAUGUCCUUUGGCCUUCCCUCGAGCUUACUGGCUGGAUCCUGAUCAUCGCGUUAUGACCAGCUAUCUUAUGAUAAUUGAGCCUUCUGAGCUCGAGUUUGACCGCAUCGUAACUGCUACUGCAACAUCACAAACAUCAGACUAUGACAUGGAGAUCGUGAAUGCCAUCUACAGAGACCAUGCGCUCAUCAUUCCCCACCGACCCUAUACCCUCUUGACAGGAGAGUUCCGUGAGGUUGUCCACGCCAAGUAUCUUGGGAGUUCACGCGAAGUUUGGAAUCCUCAAAAGGCUCUUAUGGAAGCAAAGACCGUCCAUUUCUCCGACUGGCCGGUUCCAAAGCCUUGGGUUGAUUUCCCUUCCAACGCUAUGAAUGAGCACAAGCCUUCUUGCCAUUGGAACGUAACAAGCGGUGGAGAUGAUGACUGUCGCGACCGCGAUUAUUGGCUUGGAAUCUACUUUGAUUUCAACAACAGAAGAAAGAAUGUCUGCGGUGACAUUUAG
Messenger RNA from Penicillium nucicola, 804 nucleotides. RefSeq lists its product as uncharacterized. Gene Ontology annotation, molecular function: glycosyltransferase activity. The record is from RefSeq and is a predicted model, not a curated record. Bases 1 to 804 code for a protein of 267 amino acids. NCBI's taxonomy places the organism in Eukaryota, Fungi, Ascomycota, Eurotiomycetes, Eurotiales, Aspergillaceae. The transcript has 5 exons.